This is a messenger RNA of Felis catus (domestic cat), 6968 nucleotides long. It is a transcript of the gene SH3RF3, whose product is annotated as SH3 domain containing ring finger 3. The transcript has 10 exons. Lineage: Eukaryota; Metazoa; Chordata; Mammalia; Carnivora; Felidae. Gene Ontology annotation, biological process: protein ubiquitination; positive regulation of proteasomal ubiquitin-dependent protein catabolic process; positive regulation of JNK cascade. The record is from RefSeq and is a predicted model, not a curated record. Gene Ontology annotation, molecular function: protein binding; ubiquitin protein ligase activity; metal ion binding. Bases 1322 to 3958 code for a protein of 878 amino acids.
CGUACGUACUUCCGUUGCUCUGACGCUCCCAGAAGCCGGGGCGUCGGGAGGGAGAGCGCGAAUUCCCCUUCCUCUGCGUCUCCCGAGGAGAAAUUGGAGCGGGGUUCGCGAGACUGCGCCGCAGUGGGCGCGGCGCGGCGCGGAGCCGGGUGCCCUGCGCGAGGGUGUGGGUCCGGCGGGCAGCGGCGCCAGCCUCGGACUAGCGACUCCAGGGAGGGCGGGCUGCCUCCGGGAGGAGUCUGAGCCGCCCCGGGGCGCCUCAGCCAACCCGAGCGCCUUCCUCUGCUGCUUGGCGGGGCGUCCCCGCACCCACACCCGCAGCUCCGGGCUUGUCACUUCUGCGCCGCCUGGAAAGGGGACCGGACCGGGAGCGCUCCGGGGAGUCGUCAAAGAGGAUGCCUGGGUGUUGGCUCUGUUCCUAAGCUGCUUGCUGGCGCUGGCGAGGAAGGCAGUCGGGAUAACACCGCCCAAACUUUCCUUCGCGCAGCGUCGGGAGGAAACCUCCCUCUCUGAGGUUCGCGGAGAGCCAGAAGGAAGACUCGGAGCUCCCGGAGGGGACGGGGCCGAGCCUGCGCAGGAGGGCGCGCUCGGAGUUCCUGGGAGCCCUAGACGUGCCCUAAGGGACAGGACUAGUUGUUGGCGUGCGCCCUAGUCUAAGGGAGGUCCGGCGGACGCAGCGUCUCCACUCCUGCGCCCCUCACUGACCGUGGCCUCUGCGCGCUCCCUGCGCACGUGCUCGCGGCCGGGGACGAGGAAGGUCCGGCGGAACCCGCUGGGGGCAGGGAUUCGCGGGCAGGCCCAGGGCGCAUGGAGGCGCCGCGGGGGCGGUGCGGCUCACCAGCUGUGCGGGGGAGCGCGCACGCUGCGCCCAGGCCUCCCCGGGGACCCGACCGGCCGCUCCCCGCACUUCCUGCCGCCGGGCUCCGGGCAGCGGGCGGUCACUCCGAUUGCAGUGCCCGCUGAGUGUCGUGCCUGGCGGUGUCCCUGGACCCCCCGCGCGGGGCGGUGUGGGCAAGCGGCGGGACAGGUGUAGCUCGCAGCCGCGGGCGCCGCGUUCCGAAGGACUGGGUGGGCUCGGCUGGAGGGGAGUUGACUCCCGGGGCCCAGAACUCCGGUCUUUGCCGCGCAGGCCAGUCGGUGCGCUACUUUGCAUCGCCGCGGCCGGAGCCUCGGGCCGCCAGUCGGGGUGAAGGAAGUCUUGGCGGAGCCCCGUUCCUCGGCGGCCGCCCAGGCGCGAUCCUGAUGCCCGCUGCCUGCGGCGGGCCCCGCUCCGGCCCCGGGACCUAGGCAGCUGCGCGCGGCCGCCGCCGGCGCCUCCCCCAUGCUGCUCGGAGCGUCCUGGCUGUGCGCGUCCAAGGCGGCCGCCGCUGCUGCGCAGAGCGAGGGCGACGACGACAGGCCGGGUGAGCGGCGGCGGCGGCGGGCGGCGGCCACGGCCGCGGCGGCGGGCGAGGACAUGGACGAGUCGUCGCUGCUGGACCUGCUGGAGUGCUCGGUGUGCCUGGAACGGCUGGACACCACGGCCAAGGUGCUGCCGUGUCAGCACACCUUCUGCCGCCGCUGUCUGGAGAGCAUCGUGUGCUCGCGCCACGAGCUGCGCUGCCCUGAGUGCCGCAUCCUGGUCGGCUGCGGCGUGGACGAGCUGCCCGCCAACAUCCUGCUGGUGCGCCUGCUGGACGGCAUUCGCCAGCGGCCCCGCGCAGGUGCCAGCCCCGGCGGAAGCCCGCCCGCGCGCCCCGGCCCCGGGUCAGGGGCGGCCUCCGCGCUCGCGGGUGGAGGGGGCAGCGCGGCGGGCAGCGCCCCGGGCUCCCCGGUGUUUCUCUCUGCCGCGGCGGGCAGCGCCACCGCCAGCCUGCGUGAGCUAGCGACCGGCAGGAGUGCGCCCGUGGCAAAGACUCUUUCCCAGCUUCCCUAUGGGAAAGCUCUCUACAGUUAUGAGGGGAAAGAACCCGGCGACCUCAAGUUCAGCAAGGGCGACAUCAUCAUCCUGCGGCGCAGGGUGGAUGAGCACUGGUACCAUGGGGAGCUGCACGGGGCUCAUGGCUUCCUGCCGGCCAGCUACAUCCAGUGCAUCCGGCCCUUGCCACAGACCCCGCCCCAGGGCAAAGCACUUUAUGAUUUCGAGAUGAAGGACAGAGACCAGGACAAGGACUGUUUGACCUUCACCAAGGAUGAGAUCCUGACUGUCAUCAGAAGAGUGGAUGACAACUGGGCAGAAGGCAUGCUGGGAGACAAGAUUGGGAUCUUCCCCCUGCUGUAUGUGGAGCUCAAUGACUCAGCCAAGCAGCUCAUUGAGAUGGACAAGCCGUGCCCAGCUGCUGCAUCUGGCUGCCAUGCCUCCUUGCCCUCUGACCCUGGCGCGGCAGCCAGUGUGGCCCCAGGACCCACGUUAAGCAGCACUGGGGCAGUCAGUGCCUUUCAGCGGCGUGUGGACAGCAAGAAGAAUGCCAAGAAGCGCCACUCCUUCACUGCGCUCAGUGUGACACACAAGUCCUCCCAGGCCACCAGCCACAGGCACUCCAUGGAAAUUAGUGCUCCGGUCUUGAUCAGCUCCAGCGAUCCCCGGGCUGCAGCCAGGAUUGGUGACCUGGCUCAUCUGUCCUGCAGUGCUCCUGCCCAGGACUCCUCCUCCUCGGCCGGACCCGCCCCAGCGGCUGAACAGCAAGGCACAGCUCCCAAAGUCCAGCUGCCCCUCAACGUGUACUUGGCGCUCUAUGCUUACAAGCCCCAGAAGAACGACGAGCUGGAGCUGCGAAAGGGCGAGAUGUACCGCGUCCUAGAGAAGUGUCAGGACGGCUGGUUCAAGGGGACAUCCCUGAGGACUGGAGUGUCUGGGGUGUUCCCAGGAAACUACGUGACGCCCGUCUCCAGGGCUCCGGUAGGAGGGGCUGGGACACCCCGGAAUAAUGUUGUUGGAGGGUCUCCACUGGCCAAAGGGAUGGCCACAACCAUCCACCCAGGUGGUGGAAGCCUGAGCAGCCCAGCCACUGCCACGAGGCCGGCCCUUCCCCUCACCACACCCCAGGCCCAGCACCAGGCGGUCGCCCCCCCAGUGGGCAGUUGUCUGCGGCACACAGCCCAGCCGGCCACCAGCCAAGCCCGGGGCACCGUCCCCACAGCUGCCCACUCCUCAGCCCAGGCUCAGGACCGACCAACAGCCACCGUGUCGCCCCUGCGCACCCAGAACUCCCCGUCCCGCCUGCCCACCGCCAGCCUCAGGCCCCACUCCGUGGUGUCCCCACAGCACAUCCACCAGCCCCAGGUGCAGACGGUCAUCGGGGCCCAGUGCCCCCGGCCGGCCAUCCCGCUUACGUCUGCAGCGUCAGCCGUCACACCUCCCAAUGUCAAUGCCGCCAACCUCAACGGGGAGGCUGGAGGGGGGCCUGUCAGUGGCCUGUCGACAUCCAGCCCCACCAACACAGGAUGCAGACCAGAUGAGAAAAAAAAUGAGAAGAAAGAGAAGAAAAGUGGGCUGCUGAAGCUUCUUGCUGGGGCGUCUACCAAGAAGAAAUCUCGCUCCCCACCAUCCAUUUCUCCAACCCACGAUGCCCUGGUGGCAGUGGACACCUCACUCCAGGGUGCCGUGGGACCCGAAGUAUCCUCACUGUCCAUCCAUGGCAGGGCAGGGUCCUGCCCCAUAGAGAGCGAGAUGCAGGGUGCAGUGGGGAUGGAGCCACUGCACAGAAAGGCAGGCUCCUUGGAUCUGAACUUCUCCUCAUCUCCCUCCAGGCAAGCGCCUCUCUCCAUGGCUGCCAUCCGUCCGGAGCCCAAGCCUUUGUCCAGGGAGAGGUACCGCGUGGUGGUCUCUUACCCUCCCCAGAGCGAGGCAGAGAUCGAGCUGAAGGAAGGUGACAUUGUCUUUGUGCACAAGAAGCGUGAGGACGGCUGGUACAAGGGGACCCUGCAGAGGAAUGGCCGCACCGGUCUCUUCCCGGGAAGCUUCGUAGAGAGCUUCUGAGGACACACUCUCCACACCCCACUCCCCAGGCAUGAAGGCUCCCUGGGAUCCCCAGGGCACAACAAGGGAAGUCAAGGCUGUCCUGAGGGUCCCAGGUCCCUUUCAAGGCUCCUGACAUGGCCACCCUGGAUGGGGGUGGGAGCCCAUAACCCCCAACCAAGAGCACACCCUGGGGUUGUUCUCUGACAAAAUGCUUCCCUCUGCGUAAACUGUAAAGAAAUAUCUUUGAAAAGAGAAGCUGCUGAUGCGGGUUGAUUUGCUCUGUGACUUACUGCUAAGCUGCAGCAUUCUUGUUUGCUGCCUAUGCAAGGCCGAAAGCUGCAGAAGGGCUGUGGGGGUUGGGCGGUGGGCAUGGCGCCCAGGGCGUUUGAAGAUUGUCUUUAUGGGUUGCCCUGGGCUUCUUGGGGGGGGGGGGUCCAGAUUGCUCCAUCACCUCUCUAUAUACCUCAGUCACCUGCCACCUGGCCACUCAGCAAGGGUGUUCCUGGCCCAGGGCCUUUGCUGGGUCCCCAGAGUCCCUGGGGAAGCCCAGCAUGCAGCUCCUGUUGGAGGCGCAAGAUCGCACUUGGCUUUGUUUCCUGCCCAUCGUAUUAUAAGCCACAUGUUUCGUUUUGCCGCCACUGUCCCUUUGCAUUGCUUCUUUCUUACAACAUCUUUUUAAAGUAAAGCUGUUAGACUUUCUAUAUUUCUAAUAGGUCAUACAUUGCCUAUUUUUCAUACAUCUGGUGCUGCCUUUUUGUAAAACCAAUAAUGACUUGGUUGAGCUUGAAAGAAAAAAUGUCUGAGAUGAUAAUCAAGUGGGCAGAAUUUUUAUAUGUACCAUGUGAAUUUUGGAAAACUGAAAAGUCCACGCACUCAAUAUCAGUGUUGGCUACUAUUCUGUGGAUAAGAGGGAAUCCAUUUAAGUGGUUGGAGGGAGUUUAGAAAAAGCCAAUUUCUUUAAACCUUUACCAAAGCCCCAUGCUAUGUCUAGACAGUGGUAAUUAUUAUUCAAGAACUGGAAGCAUUUCAAGUAAGGGUCACUAUAAUUGCCUUUUGUGUGGCAGUAAAAAGAACAUGAAGGUCAACCCCAGCCUAGGAAGGCAGAAUUUUUCUUUUAUUGCUUUAGAGAAAAUGACUACAAUUAGCAUUAUCAAAGUAUGAUUUCUCACUACUGAAAUGUGUAGUUUUUAACCACAAUUCAGAUUUCCCACCCUAUGAUGGGUUUGUCUUUUUUUUUUUUUUUAAUAAAUGUGUCCCUAUCAGGCAGUACAAAUAUUGGUCUAGAGACUGGAAGUACAAUGAGGAGAACAAGGGAUUUGAGGCAUUGCUGCAGAUUUGAAGAAUUCAAGGGAGCUGGGAGAAGAGACAGGAUGAAGAAUACCUUUGAUCCUGGGACCUUGCCCUGGGUGGAGUCCAUUGAGGCCUCUUCAUGAGCCCAGCAGCCCAGACCUGCCAUAGAAACAGACUGGAGAAGUCCUGUCAUGCAGGCAGUCUUGUUCUCAAGAGAUUCACACCUUAAGAAUACAUUCUUGUCAGUUCAGAGUCACAAUUCAUAAACUCCCUCUCUCUUUAUUUUUAUAAAGCGACUCAAGUUUAAAUUAGGCUGACUAAAUUAGCCUUUGGUAACAUAGGAUCUCCCUGGUUUUCAAGGAUGCAACAAAAUCCAGAAACACAUUCCCUUGCCUGGUGGAAUGCCUUUGAAAUAAAAAACACUUAUUUUCAGAGCUCCUAUUUGGGGAUGUGACUUGGCUAUUUGUUACUGCCAGGUGGCUACCAUGACGGUGGGAUCACACCUAGACAAAAGCUCUUCUCCUCUCUCCAGAUAAUCAUAGAUUUAAUAGACUUGAGAAAUUUGUUCUGAAUCAAAGAAAGAUGAAAUCCAACUUAAACCCAGGGAGCCCUACAUGAGUUAAUGACAACCAGAAGGUAUCCAUUUGCCAUUGGUGCCAAAUUAGUUGUCUGCCAUGCACAAAAAUCAUGUGCUUGUUUAAAAUCAUGCCAUCACCAAAAAUGUGCAUGGAUUAACACACUGAGGGAGACACGUGUUCCUCAGUGAGACCAGAACUAACUCACAUCCCCAGAUAAUAAGGAAAGCGUUUUUAUUUUUUUUUUUUAACGAAGGCAGUUACCAAGCAACAGAAUAGACUAACUUGGACCUUCUUUCCUCUCUCAGCCACCACCCACACAAUGCUCGUGGUAGGUAGGAAUUGAUAAACAGCCUAGUGACUGUGGGUGAGGCAGCCCCCCACCAGGGCCCAGCACCCCUCACAACAGAGAGCUGGGCGAGUAUCCAGUGCCUUUGCAAGGCAUCAACUGGACCUUCUUGUGUCAGAGUUGGGUCAGGUAUUGGUAUGACUUUGGGAAGGAAGGGAUGCCAUAGGCCAGCCAUCACCAGGACAUCCUUUCGGGUGGGGCUCCCAGAGAGCAGGGAAGUACACAACCAGCCCUGGUGCUUUGGGCUGUUUUCAAACAUAUUCAGCCAAAUCCAUCAGCCUUCAUGACCAUUUGGCCCACAGACAAGGGCAAGAGCAGAAUUAGACCCUUUGGGAUAUCUUGCCCUAAUGGACAAACUCAUUUUGGCUACUAAGAUGAAACCAACACCUUACCUGAACCCUCACUGUCUACCCUGGCCCAGCAACUUACACAUCUUGGUUAUCAGUGGCAUUUGGCAGCCAAGGUGACUUGCUUUGAGGAAUGCAGUAGAGUUCAUAGGCACCAUUGAGCAAGGUCAGUGGAUGAGGACAACUGGUCCACCAAAGGGCCACAGAAGCAGAGUGGGGAGACAGUGGGCAGGCACUUCCCUGGCAGCCUCAUUAUGAAUUCCAGACUCUGGCACCCCAAACAAGCUCAGCUUCCUGGCUGAGAAGUUCUUUGUACUUUGCACAGUUCACACACACACACACACACACACACACACCAAUGUUUUUGUUACAAAUGUCAGUGUGUGAUUUUGGAUGAAUUUGACAGUGAUGACAAACUAUGAUACCUGUGUUUCUGAGUCUUUAAAUAAAAAUGAACAUGGAGAGGU